CAAUAAGCAGAAAUCAUGAGUAAAAAUAAAAGCAAUAGCAUGUGGAAGCUUGAUUUGCUAGAGGCAAAGUUCCAUGGUACUCAAGCAAGAUUUCCUCGUACAAAGACUCUUUUGACGGCGAGAAAUACUUCCAAGUUAUGGAAAAGAUUACCAACUUCAGAAGAAGAAGCUAAUAAAGAGAUAAAAGCAUUGAAAAAAGAAUACUUUGAUAAGAAGUAUUACGGAUCUCAUAAAAAAUUGGCUCGUGAAGUUAACAAGAAAGACAUUAUAAUUUUUAUAACUUCUCUGGAAGAGUUAGAAAACUUGAUCACUUCAAAGUUGAUAAAAUGUAUCACUUCUUCUAUACUCGUUAACAAAGAGCUUAAAGAGAACAUUCCUUAUUAUAUAUCAAAAGAUAUCCAAACUAUCAUCAAAGAUAAGACCCACAAGUCAAACCCAUCUCGUUUCUUUAUAAACCAUUGUCAGAAUAAUAAAGAACUUAAUAACUACAUUUCUAAACUAUGGAACUCUAAGACCAUCAAAAAGGCCUUGGAGGAAAUUGAUUGGUCUUUCAAAUUGGUAAGGGGUAAUAUUUCCAAGCAAGAGAAAGACUCUAGAAAAAGAUUGUCCGGUAAAGAUAUUCAAGAUGACCAUAGUGAUGCUGAUGCUGAUAGUGGUGAGAGUGAUGAUGAGAGUGAUGAGGAAUCCAGUUUGAAGGAUUUAGAAGAAAAUUAUGAUAAAUUUGCGGUUUACGAUAAUUUAGUUGGAGAUUCCGAUAAUGAAGAAAAAAUGGACCUCGAUCCUAACGUUAAUUACAACGAAGUUACCGAUGAGGAAGCCUCUGAGCUGGAAAAUGAUGAAGUUGAGGAAGGUAAUGACAGUGAUGCGUCCCAUGAUAGCUUUUUUGCUGAAGAAAAGAAACCAAAGGAAAAAUACCAAUUACCAGAACUAGCAACGGGUUAUUUUUCUGGUGGUUCUGAUGAUGAAGACGACAUUGAUAAUGACCAAGUUGUUAAAGCCGCUACCACGCAACGUAAAAACAGAAGAGGUCAAAGAGCCAGACAGAAAAUAUGGGAAAAGAAAUAUGGUCAAGAGGCUAAACACGUCAAGUCGGAAAAAGCUAAAAUAGCCAGUGAAAGAGAACAAAGGCAAUUGGAGUAUGAAGAAAGAUGUAGAAAAAGAGAAGAAAAGGCAAGAUUGGCCAUGGAAAAUGCUCCUACUGGUUCAAAUACUGCACCACUUGGUAAUAGAAAACCUCGUCCUGAUGUUUCAUUACCUUCAGCAACUGCCGCUUCCGAACCUGAAAAAAUGCAUCCUUCUUGGGAAGCUAAAAGGCUUGCUGAAGAAAAGCAAAAGAACAUUAAAUUUCAAGGUAAGAAGAUCACUUUUGAUUAAAUUACAGACCAUAAAGAAAUUUUGCAUUUAUAUUAAACUUGUAUCAUAUAUUUAUAAUUUACAAUAAACUAUAAUCG
This is a messenger RNA of Hyphopichia burtonii NRRL Y-1933, 1451 nucleotides long. RefSeq names its product Bud22p (gene BUD22). The transcript is spliced from 2 exons. The record is from RefSeq and is a predicted model, not a curated record. Gene Ontology annotation, biological process: maturation of SSU-rRNA. Gene Ontology annotation, cellular component: nucleus; 90S preribosome. The coding region runs from base 16 to 1374 and encodes 452 amino acids. NCBI's taxonomy places the organism in Eukaryota, Fungi, Ascomycota, Pichiomycetes, Serinales, Debaryomycetaceae.